Messenger RNA from Rhinocladiella mackenziei CBS 650.93, 681 nucleotides. RefSeq lists its product as uncharacterized. The record is from RefSeq and is a predicted model, not a curated record. NCBI's taxonomy places the organism in Eukaryota, Fungi, Ascomycota, Eurotiomycetes, Chaetothyriales, Herpotrichiellaceae. The transcript has a single exon. Bases 1 to 681 code for a protein of 226 amino acids.
AUGACGAUGAACUACGAACAGCUAAUUCAGUCUUCGAACCCCAUGCGAAGUCUUUUGAGCAUCUUCAAAUCCUCAACACCCGGUCCAGUUGAGAAAGUAGUUGAGAAAACCACUCUCGAACCACCACCUACCACCAUCCCCGUUGCAAACAAGCCAGCCAUGCCUGCUACAGGAUUCUGCCAGCUCGAGCCGGCCUACAACCUCAUCAUGUGGGUGACCGGCGCCAACCGCGUAGGACAACUGGCCAAUGGGAGCGACUUCGCCGUCUAUCAACUAAAUGCCGGCCAAAUGACUACUCUUGAUGACUUUGCUGGCCCUAAGAUCGAAGGCGAAGUCGUUACUGCUGCCGACUACCUCUACAUCGACUCCUCCAAAGAGCACGCCAGUGUCAAUGUUAAAGCCGUGGUCAAGACCACCGAGGGAGCAAUGGUCUACGUCAGCUGGACCGGCCACGCCGACAUCGACGACAAGAUGACGGCUAUCUUCACACAAGCUCCCAAUGCCGCUACCACUCCUUUCGGCAACAUCACCUCCUCCAUUAGCAUCGAAGCUGGUCACCCAUCCUUGGCUGCUCUCGGCAAAGGCUGCUUUGUUGGAAGUGGCAGAUUUUUGCUCCAUGAGGGUAAGAUGGCUGUGGAGACUCGCAUCUCUCGCGUCAUUGCUCCUGCAGACGACAACUGA